AUGAGGAAGAGCUAUGAUACAUCGCUAGUGCUCUUUGUGGAAUUCUAUACUACAGUAAUCAGCACGACAGGCGCCGCUGCGGCUGAGCUCGCGCUGCACGACUUUGGGGUCAGCAAGAUGACCCUCCUGGUGGCGUUCAGUCUGAUGUAUCAGCUAGGCCAAGCAGUUGGUGGUCUUGUCAUCCCCCCUUCAUCGGACCUCUUUGGCCGCCGCAUGCCCUACCUCCUGUCGUGCGCCUUGUUCAGCGUCUCCUGUCUCGUUGUGGGGAUUGCCCCGCAUAUCAGCGCUGUGUUUGUGGGCAGGUUCUUCUCCGGCCUGGCGUCAGCUGUACCCUCUGUCGUCGUUAGUGGGACAGUGGAAGACCAGUUCAACACCGAACGCCGGGUCUGGAUUGUCCUGCUCUGGAACGCCGCCGCAACGGCGGGGUUGGCCUUUGGGCCUGUGUAUGCUUCGUGCAUUAUCGAGGCCUCUAGCUGGCGCUGGAUCUUCUACAGCGCGGCAAUUGGAACCGCAGCCGGCAACGUGCUCUUGCUGGGGAUCCGAGAAAGCCGUCCGAGCAAACUACUCGCGCAGAAGAUCGCCAUUCUACGAACCCGAUAUCCAGCAGCAGAGCUGAUGUACCACACACCAGACCCGUUUCCAACUUUCCGGGUCUUCGUCGAAAUCGUCCUCGUUCGAUCCACCGUCAUGAUGGUCACGGAGCCCGUCCUGAUCAUCAUUUCCAGCAUUAGCGCUGUGUCCUGGGGCAUCAUCUACCUGUUUACCGAGUCUCUAACAGCCGCAUUCACCGAGCUAGGGCUUUCUCGCACAGAAGCAUCAUGGCCGUUCCUCGCCCUCAUCAUCGGCGUCCUCCUCGACGCCGUCCCGCAUAUCUGGGAAGUCAAGACGCUGCGAGCAAAGCGCGAGAGAAAGAUCCGUAUCGAGCCCGAAGAUAAAAUCUUCGGCUUCACGUACGGCACUAUCGCGCUCGCUGCCGGUCUCUGGUGGUUCUACGCCACGACCCCGCCGGCCCGCAGCAGCGCGCAUCCCCUCCUUCCAACAGCAGCCCUGAUCCCCAUCGGGUUUGGCGUGAACGAGAUUGCGUACACGCUUAGCGGGUAUCUAACAGAUACAUAUACUGUGUAUGCAGCAUCCGCCUUUGCAGGCCUUGCUUUCGUUAGGGCUGUUGUUGCUGGAAUUGCGCCGCUGAUUGGACACGCUCUUUUUACACAAGGGCGCAGUGUUGUUCCCGGGUAUGUGGUUGCUGCUGUGGGUACGGUGUUCUGCGGUGUUCCGUUUGUGUUUUAUAAGGUUGGCAGACGAAUGAGUGAGCGGAGUCCGUUUGCGAAGUAUAGUGUUGAGGUUGAUAGGUUGACGGGGCUGGAUCAUCGGGAGGAUUAG
Molecule: messenger RNA, 1380 nt
Organism: Aspergillus mulundensis
Lineage: Eukaryota; Fungi; Ascomycota; Eurotiomycetes; Eurotiales; Aspergillaceae
Exons: 5
Coding region: 1-1380 (459 amino acids)
Biological process (GO): transmembrane transport
Molecular function (GO): transmembrane transporter activity
Source: RefSeq, a predicted model, not a curated record